Messenger RNA from Pipistrellus kuhlii (Kuhl's pipistrelle), 1362 nucleotides. RefSeq names its product retinal G protein coupled receptor (gene RGR). Gene Ontology annotation, biological process: phototransduction; G protein-coupled receptor signaling pathway; visual perception. The record is from RefSeq and is a predicted model, not a curated record. The transcript is spliced from 7 exons. Gene Ontology annotation, cellular component: membrane. Bases 161 to 1066 code for a protein of 301 amino acids. Gene Ontology annotation, molecular function: G protein-coupled receptor activity. Lineage: Eukaryota; Metazoa; Chordata; Mammalia; Chiroptera; Vespertilionidae.
UCCUUCUGCUCUGGCUCGGAGGACACUGUGGGAGGAAGGGCAGUGAGAAGGAGCCCAAGGUCUAGCUAAUUCCCCUGGGCCCUCCUGUGUCGGCUGCCUUUAAAAGGGAGGGGUCUGGCUUUCAGGAGCCAGAGAAGCGCUGGGCCAGGGGAGGAAGGAGAUGGCAGAGGCCGGGUCCCUGCCUACAGGCUUCGGGGAGCUGGAGGUGCUGGCUGUGGGGGUGGUGCUGCUGGUGGAAGCUCUCGCCGGCCUCAGCCUCAAUAGCCUGACUGUCCUCUCCUUUUGCACGAGCCCGGAGCUCCGGACCCCGAGCCACCUGCUGGUGCUGAGCCUGGCCCUGGCGGACAGCGGGGUCAGCCUGAACACUCUCACCGGAGCCACAUCCAGCCUCCUCCGGUCACUGUGCCCAUGUCUCCGCAGGCGUUGGCCCUACGGCUCAGGUGGCUGCCAGGCUCACGGCUUCCAGGGCUUCGCAGCCGCGCUGGCCAGCAUCUGCAGCAGUGCAGCCGUCGCCUGGGGGCGCUACCAUCACUACUGUACCCGCAGCCGAUUGGCAUGGAGCACGGCGGGCUCCUUGGUGCUCUUCGUGUGGCUGUCUUCGGCCUUCUGGGCAGCACUGCCCCUCCUGGGCUGGGGCCACUAUGACUACGAGCCCCUGGGGACCUGCUGCAGCCUGGGCUACCCCAGGGGAGACAGAAACUCCACCAGCUUCCUCUUCAUCAUGGCCUUUUUCAACUUCCUCCUGCCCCUCUUUAUCACACUCACGUCCUAUCGGCUCAUGGAACAAAAACUCAGGAGGACUGGGCCCCCCCAGGUGAACACAACUCUGCCAGCCAGAACACUGCUGCUCGGCUGGGGCCCCUAUGCCCUCCUGCACCUCUGCGCAGCUCUCGCGGGCACGGCCCUUAUCCCCCCCAGGCUGCAGGUGGUGCCUGCUCUCAUUGCCAAAAUGGUGCCCACAGUCAACGCUGUGAACUACGCCCUGGGCAGUGGAAUCUGGCAGUGCCUGUCCCUGCAGCGAAGUGGGUGGGACUCGGCCCAGCGAGCUGCUCGGGUGCUGCGCUGACCAGGCCCCCACACCUGGACGGAGCCUGGGCUGGGUGCUGCCCGUGGGUCCUAACCAGCAGGCUCAGAGCCAAGCUCCAGACAUGCAUCCUCCAGUCCUAACAGCCAUGAACCAGCCGCGCUGGACACUGUAGGAAGCGGCUCUAGGGUCAGGCCUGGGGCUGACCUGGGCAGGACCACAAACAACUCCCAGCCUGGAGGACAGAGCUCUCCCAGCAUAAUUAAGCCUGACCUUGCAGCCCUCCCUAAUUCCUUCCUAAGUAGCUAAUGGGCUGUGGGAGGUAAAGCAAGUGCUGC